ACCCCUGGGAACAAGAUCCCGCAGUCCGGUCGCCCAGCACUCUUCAGCGGUAGGCCCACAUGGAGGGGACUGCGGAGUCCCAAUCGCCUGACCUUCGAGACGUGGAAGGCAAGGUGGGCAGGAAGACCCCUGAAGGGCUGCUCCGCGGGCUGCGAGGCGAACGGGAGCCAGGAACCUCUGGCGCCCUGCUGCUCUCGGGGGCGCCUAGCAUGGGCCACGGCCUGGGGGACAAGAUCAUGGCGCUGAGGAUGGAGCUGGCUUACCUGCGAGCCAUCGAUGUGAAGAUCCUGCAGCAGUUGGUGACUUUGAAUGAGGGCAUCGAGGCUGUGCGCUGGCUGUUGGAGGAGCGGGGGACAUUGACCAGCCACUGCAGCAGCCUUACCAGCAGCCAAUAUAGCCUGACAGGCGGGAGUCCAGGCCGCUCAAGGCGAGGCAGCUGGGACAGCCUGCCAGACACCAGUGCUACUGACCGGCUGGACAGUGUCUCCAUUGGCAGUUUCCUAGACACAGUGGCCCCCAGCGAGAUGGAUGAACAGGGGCCCCCUGGGGGUCCCCGUCCUGAGAUGGACUGGGCAAAGGUUAUACCCAGUGGGGACAGGGCCAGGACUGAGGUGGACCUGACGGCCACCAGGCUAGGGAACUUGAGGGCUGUAUGGAAGCCCCCAGGGGAGGGGCUCCAAGGUGGACCUCCUGAACCAGUAGAGGAUGAAAGUGCUAAGCUGGGCUUUGAGGCCCACUGGUAUUGGGGGCAGUGCCAGGAUGAUGUGACCUUCUUGUAAUAACUUUCCCAUCCUUUUGUA
This is a messenger RNA of Hyaena hyaena (striped hyena), 800 nucleotides long. RefSeq names its product leucine rich adaptor protein 1 (gene LURAP1). Gene Ontology annotation, biological process: positive regulation of canonical NF-kappaB signal transduction; positive regulation of cytokine production. The record is from RefSeq and is a predicted model, not a curated record. Bases 60 to 779 code for a protein of 239 amino acids. NCBI's taxonomy places the organism in Eukaryota, Metazoa, Chordata, Mammalia, Carnivora, Hyaenidae. The transcript has 2 exons.